Molecule: messenger RNA, 667 nt
Organism: Aethina tumida (small hive beetle)
Lineage: Eukaryota; Metazoa; Arthropoda; Insecta; Coleoptera; Nitidulidae
Gene: mtSSB
Product: single-stranded DNA-binding protein, mitochondrial
Exons: 3
Coding region: 141-584 (147 amino acids)
Biological process (GO): positive regulation of helicase activity; mitochondrial DNA replication
Cellular component (GO): mitochondrial nucleoid
Molecular function (GO): single-stranded DNA binding
Source: RefSeq, a predicted model, not a curated record
AUUGAGUCCAAGUGAUUGUUACAGGAACAAUUUGAUAAUUGUUUAACUUUAAAAUUUUGGAUGCUCCGAAGUUUCGUGGUUGGUAUACCAGUGACCUAACCUACAAUUCGGUUUUUUGAACGUGAUUCCAUGAUAACAAAAUGCUUUCAUCUAAGCUGAGACUCCUUCACAAUGAAGCAAGACAAAUUGCCUGUCAAAGUCUCGUAAGACUGGGUUCGACAACAAGUUCAACACAAGAACCCGCUCGAAUGGAAAAAACAAUAAACAGCGUGCAACUGUUGGGUAGGGUAGGAGCAGAUCCCCAAAGAAAAGGUACCGAUGACCAUCCAGUUGCUGUGUUUUCUCUGGCCACACAUUCAAAUUAUCGAUACGAAUCCGGUGAGUUCUUACAACGUACAGAAUGGCACAGAGUAGUGUGCUUCAAGCCGGGCCUAAGGGAAACAAUUUUAAAUUAUUUGAAAAAAGGACAAAGGGUCCAUGUGACUGGUAGGAUAACUUAUGGUGAAAUAAGAACUGAUGAUGGCAAACCAAAGGCAACAACUGCGAUUGCGGCCGAUGAAGUUAUAUUCUUCCAAAGUACAUAAAUCAGUAUUUUUAAGGUUCAUGGAGAUCUGACUGUUUUAUAAGUAAAGUAGUUUUAGAGAAUAUGAAUAAAUAUUGUUUUUAA